Rotaria sp. Silwood1 is the source of this 903-nucleotide messenger RNA. The record is from the annotation of a GenBank genome assembly. NCBI's taxonomy places the organism in Eukaryota, Metazoa, Rotifera, Eurotatoria, Philodinida, Philodinidae.
AUGAAAACAAAUAUAAAAAUUAAAGAUGAACCUAACGAAAUUCAGACUUAUUCUUCAACGAAAGUUAAAGAAUCACUUCAUCUGUAUGAUUGUAAUCAAAUAAAAAACUUAAAAACUACUUCAACGAAUGAUUCCAUGACAAAUUUGUUAGUUAAUCAAGAACAAGAAUCAUCAAUAUGUACUUGGUGUCAAAAAUUAGGUAGAAAAUCUUUUAUGUUCAAUAAUGAUAAUGAUGAUACGAAAAUAUUAUGUAGUGAAGUUUGUUUUAAUCAAUAUCGUCGUGCUUCAUUUAAAAAAAAUAAAGAUAAAAAGUCAUUAAAAACUCAUCAAACAAUUAAAAUCAAAUCUACAAAUUUUGCAAUAUCAGAGAAAAUAUCAAAACCGAAAAUAAGUGACAAUAAACAUAAUCAUCAACAAAAACUUUUGUCAUCCAGGAAAUCAAAAAUACAUAAGAAUGAAAUAUCUCGAAAGUUCUCUCCUUUACCAUCAUUAAAACGACAUCGAUCAUCGUCUUCUUCAAAUGAAACAAUGCCAAUUAAUCGUCUCAGAAAUUUCACUUGUUCAUCUUCUCGUUUCUCUCCACCAGUUCCCAUUGGUUUUAAUCAUUUUCAAUAUCCAUUCGCUACUAUUCCUUCUCUUCAACAACUAUCUCCGCCAUUACUUUUUAGACCAACAUCAUCAACUCUAUUUCCAAUGCUAACAAAAGACUUAUUAUCAAAUCAUACAUGUAUUCUACCAAGUUUUAUUCCAUUGGCUAUACCUAUUCCACUUUGUUUUCCUGUUCCUUCGCCAUGUAUUAAACCUUUAACUGAUUGUGCCAAUCAAGAAUGCAUAAUUGAAAUACGAAAUAAUAUUAAUUCUUUUUCAAUUAAUCAACAACACACAAGACGAAUAUCUAUUUAA